Molecule: messenger RNA, 348 nt
Organism: Salvelinus namaycush (lake trout)
Lineage: Eukaryota; Metazoa; Chordata; Actinopteri; Salmoniformes; Salmonidae
Product: calcium-activated potassium channel subunit beta-4-like
Exons: 1
Coding region: 1-348 (115 amino acids)
Biological process (GO): potassium ion transport; detection of calcium ion
Cellular component (GO): membrane; voltage-gated potassium channel complex
Molecular function (GO): calcium-activated potassium channel activity; potassium channel regulator activity
Source: RefSeq, a predicted model, not a curated record
AUGGCGAAAAUGAGGGUGUCAUACGAGUACUCGGAGGCGGAGGAUAAGAGUAUCCGACUAGGACUGUUCCUCAUCGUCUGUGGCAUCCUGUCCCUCUUUAUCCUCGGGUUCUGCUGGCUCAGUCCAACUCUACAGAGCAUGCAGAGCAAACCGGCCAACUGCACCGUGGUGUCCGUGCUCAGACCGGAGGAGAUGUUCGAGUGCGUGUUCACGUGCGGGGCGGACUGCAAGGGGACCUCGCUGUAUCCGUGUCUGCAGAUAUUCGUCAAUAAUUCCGAGUCGAACUCCGUGGCUCUGCUGCACUUUGAUGAGCAGCAACUGGUGCUGAACCCAAAGGUAAAUUACUAA